AUGGCAUUUAGUUUGAGAAACAUAGUAGCUUUUUUAGCAUUGUUUCAUGCAAGUAUUGUGGUGGCAACAUUGCCUUCUUGCCAAACCUGUGGCUCACCUGAACCAUCUCCUCCAGCACCUGAACCCCAAGCUUUUCCACCCGAACCGGAAGUACCCGAACCUUAUCCCCCUGAACUGGCUCCAUAUCCGGAACCUGAUCAGUCUCCGGAACCAAGUCAGGCACCAAUUGAUGAUGAUGGUGUUUUUGAUGUCACCAACUAUGGAGCGGUGGCUGAUGGUGGGACGGAAUGUAGCUCGGCAUUCUCUGCAGCAUGGCAUGCAGCGUGUGAUUAUCCGGGGAACUCUACCUUUUACGUACCAGAAGGAACAUUCUUGGUCGGUCCGAUCUCAUUUCGUGGGCCCUGCUAUAACGAUAGAUCGCCUAACGUCGAGAUCAGGGGAACAUUAUUUGCUCUAAGUAGCCUUAGUUCAUUCAAGUCCUCCUAUUGGAUUUCAUUCAAAAACCUCCAAGGGCUCACUCUUAUUGGGGGACCCGAAUACGGUAAACUCGAUGGUCAAGGAGCCGUAGAGGCCUGGAAAGAGCCUAGCUGUGAGAAAUCAGCAAGAUGUAAGAAAUUAAUCACAUCAAUAGAUUUUAUAAAUGUUUCACAUGCAACCAUCAGCAAUAUCACAUUGUCAAACAGCAAGGGCUUCCACUUAGGUCUGCAUGGAAGCAAGAACAUUAAAAUCUACAAUGUCAAAAUUAUUGCUCCUGAGGAUAGCCCAAACACUGAUGGCAUCCAUGUCAGUAACUCCUCUAACAUAAGCAUUUUCUCUUCGACAAUCGGAGUCGGUGAUGAUUGUGUCUCCAUAGGACCCGGUAGCAAGAAUGUCUCGGUUUCCAACAUCCGAUGCGGUCCAGGCCAUGGAAUAAGUGUGGGCAGCCUUGGCAAGUAUAAAAACGAGAAGGAUGUGGUCGGGAUCAACGUCCGAAACUGCACGAUAAAUGGCACAGAAAACGGUAUUCGGAUGAAGACAUGGCCCGGAGACCGUCCAAGCAAUGCUUACAACAUGACAUUUGAAGACAUUGUGAUGGUCAAUGUCUCCAACCCCAUAAUCAUAGACCAAGAAUAUUGUCCUUCACAUAAAUGCAAGAGUAAUGAACCUUCAAUGGUGAAGCUUAAAGACAUAUUCAUAAAGAACAUCAAUGGCACCUACAGCACCAAAUCUGCAGUAAUCUUUCUGUGCAGCUCAGAGGCUCCUUGUGAAAACGUUCAGCUUGUUAACAUAAAUCUCAACUAUUUAGUGCCCAACAGUCCUCGCCAAGGUCGCUUGAACAUUAAGGGGUUUCUUAAUGGCUUACAAGUUAUUAAUUCUAGGUUUUAG
Messenger RNA from Gossypium raimondii (Peruvian cotton), 1365 nucleotides. RefSeq names its product exopolygalacturonase-like. Gene Ontology annotation, biological process: carbohydrate metabolic process. The transcript is spliced from 5 exons. The record is from RefSeq and is a predicted model, not a curated record. NCBI's taxonomy places the organism in Eukaryota, Viridiplantae, Streptophyta, Magnoliopsida, Malvales, Malvaceae. The coding region runs from base 1 to 1365 and encodes 454 amino acids. Gene Ontology annotation, molecular function: polygalacturonase activity.